AACGGUGCAGGUCGCGUUUUAAGCUGGGCUUUAAAUUAAUAUAAUGUAUAUGUAUACAUAAUUAUUUUUGAGCACACAAACAUCCAAAUACAAGUGCAAUUAACAUUCAAUUUGUCUAAAUUGGACAUCAAAAAGGGUUUAAUUAGCUCAAUGAAAACAGCAUAAGCUUAAGGGGUGACUACACAGUAUGGUCUACAUGGUAAUUUUCUUGCCAGACAGACUAUACCAGAAAAUGCAGAGACCUAUUGCCUGGUGGUGGACUUGGGCCAUUGGUUUGCUAUUAGCUAAUAUUUGCUCAUCCUUAGAGAAGUCAAAUGUAUACCCUAUGAGAGAAGAACCAGCUUACUACUAUGUGGGGUGCUACACGGCUCGAACAGAUUUACUCAAGGAAUCUGUUUACGCAAAAAUUCCAAAAACAUGUAUAGAAAUCUGUGUGCAAGAGGGCCAUAUAUAUGCUGUGCUCGCUACCGAAAAUUGUUUCUGUGCCAGCUACCUUAAAGCACAAGAGCGACUGGAUGAAAAGCUCUGUAACACCCGUUGUCUGGCCAAUAAAGCACAAUACUGUGGUGGAGUGGGAGUUCACUCCUAUUACUCUACCAAACAACUCAGACAGCCUGCACCGAAUCACCUGCGCCUGGUUAACACUACCGAAAACAGUAUCAGUAUUGUAUGGGACGCUUACGAGCCAAACAACUUACUUGUAAGUGUCGGCACCGAAGGUCUUACGCCACAAGCUAAUCAAGUUAGUAAAUUUAUAAUAAAAUGUCAAGUGGUGCACUCCUAUUCGUCGCUGCCUGUUUUUGAACAGCCAGAGUUCGUUGUUCAAAGCACAGAGACGGAAUUUGAGUUGACGGAUCUACAUCCGGCGACUCAUUACAAUAUCAGCGUGUAUGCUAUGUGCAUAGCACAACAAUUGGAGCGAAAGGAGACUGAAUGUGGUCAUGCAACACUGAGUGCUGCUACUAAGGUGGGAGUGCCAUAUCCAGUGCCUGUACAGCCAAAAAUUAUUACAAGAACGGAUUAUAGCAUCACGGUAGAACUAGCGCCUAUGCAGAAUGACAACGGGCCAUUGAGCAAAUUGCUCAUUAUUGUUGAAUAUGUAAACAAUGCUCUAAGACAAACUUUUGACGCACAGUUGCUAGGCAGCUGGCAGGAAUCCCAACAAAAUGGUGUGCCCUAUUACAUAGCCGCUGAACUGGACUACGAUCGUCCCGAAGAUAAUAGGACCAAGCACUUUGUAGUUGGUGAUGGCAAGCUCUAUGGGCGCUAUCAUAACGUGCCAUUGAAAUUACGUUCCGAUGACCAACAAUAUUCAUCCCAUGUUCACAUUAGUCUAGGCGUGGUAAGCACCUUACAGAACUUUACGAAGACACUUUAUACACGUAGAAACCACGAGCAGCAUACCACCUCGUUGGACGAUUUCCGCUAUGCUACAUUUGAGAGAGGGCAAUCUUCGGUGGUCGCACUGGCUGUGACUUGUAUCAUUUUUGGCAGCUGUUUGCUGUUAAGCAUAAUUACUUAUUUUUAUUUGCGCUACGAAACUUGCCAGAGUCGCGUUCUAAGUGAACGCUUGCGAAACACUCACGAAAUGACUCCGCAAAUAUCAGUUAUUGAGCAAGAGAAUAAUGGCUACUUAGUAGAGGAAGAUUUGCCACCAACACUGGAUAGUUUUAAACAGCAAUUGGAGGCAUUGAUUGCCGAAUUGCAGCAUAUACCACGUUGCGAGCUCCGAAUAAACGUAAAUGAUGUCAUUGGCGAGGGAGCUUUUGGCAACAUUAUUACGGGUAUGCUCUGUGGAAAUGGGAGAGGUAAUGAAUGUGCAAUGCAUGUGUUGUCGACGGACAAAAUGAAAGCUACCUCUCAAUGCCAGCUGUUGGACGAAAUGCAACAGCUCAAAAAACUACAGCGACACGAGCAGGUGCUGGACUUUUGUGGGAUUUCGGCUAGCGCAGAUUGGCUAUAUUUAGUGAUGGAACUACAAAGCGUGUCCCUCAAGCAACGUCUGCUUGAGAGUCGUCAUGAAGCACCGAUUCCACGAUUAAGUUCGCUCUCUGAACAGCUGGUAUUACAGUGGAUGUACGAGCUGUCGAGCGCUGCGGCAUAUCUAAACAGUUUGCAGGUGCAACAACGGCACCUAUCUAGUUAUAGUGUGUACGUGACCACCGAGUCAAAAUUAAAGCUGUGUGUUCUUGGGCCACUGUAUUACGUGAACGCCAAUCGUCAACAGUGUGAUCCUAGGCGAUGGCUGUCACCGGAAAUGCUGCGUGAAAAGCAUCAUAUUACGUCCAAGUCGGCCGUGUGGUCAUUUGCAUGCAUAGCUUGGGAGUGUUGCGCCCUGGGAGGCACGCUUUAUGGGAAUGUUUUAAGUGGUGAACAGCAUUUACUAGAUGCUAUACGGUCUGGUAUGCGUCCUACACAACCUGUAUACGUCUUUAGUGAUCUUUACCAGAUACUACUCAAUUGCUGGCAGGUGGAGCCUAGUGAGCGCAUUGGUUUCGAGGAUGUAGCAUUUGCUAUACGCCAACUGAUGACUUCACCGAAGCAUGCAAUCUGCUUUGAUCGCUCUAUGUCAGACACAGACACCUUAGAAACGCUGCCCUUGUAUCUGCCAAUGCUUGAGACACGCAAUUCGUAAAUGAUAAAAAUCGACAGGUUUAUUCUCGGUAACAAUAAAAGGGCUAUUGAAAACAUAAAUAAAUAAGUAUUAAGCACAACGUAUGAAUGAUGUACAACUCAAUAUAAGCAGUUCAAAGCUUGGUUUCGUACAAGAAUAAUGGAAUUUUUUUAACAUCGAAAUGGCAUACAAAUUUGACCCUACGCUUUGAAUUAAAGAAUUCGCUAAUAUGAAUAUUACUAAAAUAAACAGUUUACGUAAUUAACGAUUUGCAUAUACUAUUUAGAAUAUUGUAUAUAUUGGCUGGCAUCACCAACGUUAAAAGAUAAACGGCUAGAAACUAAUAAAAUGCACAUGCAACUUUUUUCCGUUACUUAAGCGACUUUUGUACUUUGACGGAAAUGGACUCAAGGUGACUAAUGGCAAGAAUUGCAUUAAAUGCUAUUCU
Drosophila busckii is the source of this 3062-nucleotide messenger RNA. RefSeq names its product putative tyrosine-protein kinase Wsck (gene Wsck). Gene Ontology annotation, biological process: protein phosphorylation. The transcript is spliced from 2 exons. NCBI's taxonomy places the organism in Eukaryota, Metazoa, Arthropoda, Insecta, Diptera, Drosophilidae. The record is from RefSeq and is a predicted model, not a curated record. Gene Ontology annotation, molecular function: protein tyrosine kinase activity; ATP binding; protein binding. Bases 188 to 2635 code for a protein of 815 amino acids.